GCACGAGCGCGGGUGCGAGCGCGAGCGCGGCCCCUGCCCCCGGUGCCGGCUCUGGGAGCCUGGGUCCUGGGUCCGGGCGGGCGCGUCCAGGCCGGGAGCGGACUGGCGGACGAGCGGGGAGCCACGAUGAUUUCUCUGCGCCCGGCUCGGAGCAGUUGAGAGAGCGCCGGCCAAGAUGAGGACAAACAAGCUCUACAAACUGGUCAUCCACAAGAAGGGGUUCGGGGGCAGCGAUGAUGAGCUUGUGGUGAAUCCCAAAGUGUUCCCCCAGAUCAAGCUGGGGGACAUCGUGGAGAUCGCACACCCCAACGACGAGUACAGCCCUCUGCUUUUGCAGGUGAAGUCACUUAAAGAAGACCUGCAGAAAGAAACGAUCAGCGUGGACCAGACGGUCACUCAGGUGUUCCGGCUGAGGCCCUAUCAGGACGUCUUUGUGAAUGUCGUCGACCCCAAGGAGGUGACUCUUGACCUAGUGGAACUCACUUUUAAGGACCAGUACAUUGGGCGUGGGGAUAUGUGGAGGCUGAAAAAGAGCUUGGUCAGCACCUGUGCCUACAUCACUCAGAAGGUGGAAUUGGCAGGUAUCCGGGCCCAGGCGGGUGAGCUGUGGGUGAAGAGUGAGAAAGUCAUGUGUGGCUACAUCAGUGAAGACACUCGGGUGGUGUUCCGUUCGACUUCAGCCAUGGUGUAUAUAUUUAUUCAGAUGAGCUGUGAAAUGUGGGAUUUCGAUAUUUAUGGAGACUUGUAUUUUGAAAAAGCUGUGAAUGGUUUCCUUGCCGACCUCUUUACCAAGUGGAAGGAGAAGAACUGUAGCCACGAGGUGACCGUGGUCCUGUUUUCUAGGACUUUCUAUGACGCCAAGUCGAUGGAUGAGUUUCCCGAGACUCACCGGGCCUCGAUUCGGCAGGACCAUGAAGGCAGAUUCUAUGAAGACUUUUACAAGGUGGUGGUUCAGAACGAGAGGCGAGAAGAGUGGACGUCGCUCCUGGUGACCAUCAAGAAGCUCUUUGUCCAGUACCCGGUGCUGGUGCGGCUGGAGCGAGCAGAGGGCUUUCCCCAAGGAGACAAUUCUACCUCGGCCCAAGGGAACUACUUGGAGGCCAUUAACCUGUCAUUCAAUGUGUUUGACAAGCACUACAUCAACCGCAAUUUUGACCGGACGGGCCAGAUGUCGGUGGUCAUCACCCCCGGGGUCGGCGUGUUUGAAGUGGACCGGCUGCUCAUGAUCCUGACCAAGCAGCGCAUGAUCGACAACGGGAUCGGCGUGGACUUGGUGUGCAUGGGGGAGCAGCCGCUGCACGCCGUGCCCCUGUUUAAGCUGCACAACCGGAGCGGGCCCCGGGACUCCCGCCUCGGAGAUGACUACAACAUCCCUCACUGGAUCAACCACAGCUUCUAUACCUCCAAGAGUCAGCACCUCUGCAAUAGCUUCACCCCGCGAAUCAAGCUGGCGGGAAGAAAGCCUGUGACCGAGAAGGCAAAAAAUGGCCGGGACACCUCGAUCGGGACCCCGAAGGAGUCGGAGAAUGCGCUGCCCAUCCAGGUGGACUACGACGCGUACGACGCCCAGGUGUUCCGGCUGCCCGGCCCGGCCCGCGCCCAGCGCCUCAGCACCUUCAGGUCCGUGAGGGAGCGCGAGAGCCACACCCGCAAGAGCUCCAGCUCCUUCGACGUGUCCUCGAGCCCCUCGGUGCAGAGCCGCGCCCUGCCCGCCGAGGAGGUCCGGAGCCAGGCCUCCGACGACAGCUCUCUGGGCAAGGGCUCCCACGUGCUCAUGAUCCCCCACGCCCACCUGCACCAGUACGACGUCAGCAGCUCCCUCGGCUACACCAGCACGCGAGAUGUCCUGGAGCACAUGAUGGAGGCCCAGCAGCGGGACUCGAGCGCGCCCGGGAGGUUCCACGUGGGCAGCGCGGAGUCCAUGCUGCACGUCCGUCCCGGCGGCUACGCGCCCCAGCGCGCCCUCAUCAACCCCUUCGCGCCCUCCCGCAUGCCCAUGAAGCUGACGUCCAACAGGAGGAGGUGGAUGCACACCUUCCCCGUGGGUCCGUCCGGAGAGGCCAUCCAGAUCCACCACCAGACGCGCCAGAACAUGGCGGAGCUCCAGGGCCGGGGCCAGCGGGACCCAACUCACUCGUCCGCGGAGCUGCUGGAGCUGGCCUACCACGAGGCCGCGGGAAGGCACCUCCCCUCCCGCCAGCCCGCAGACGGCGCGUCCUUCCUGAAUUUCAGCGGGAACGGCGAGUUUUCUGCCCGCCUGCUCAGCAACAGUGGCGCAGGAGCCAGGACCCAGAACAAGGAUUCCCUGGAAGACGGCGUGUCCGCCUCUGCAGAUCCAACUCUGACACUGUCUGCUCCCCCUGUAGUGCCAGGCUUCUGUUGCACGGUCGGAGUGGACUGGAAGUCUCUCACUACUCCGGCCUGCCUGCCCCUCACCACCGACUACUUCCCCGACCGCCAGGGCCUGCAGAACGACUACACCGAGGGCUGCUACGACCUCCUCCCGGAGGCGGACAUGGACAGGAGGGACGAGGAGGGCGUGCAGAUGACCGCCCAGCAGGUCUUUGAGGAGUUCAUCUGCCAGCGUCUCAUGCAGGGCUACCAGAUCAUCGUGCAGCCCAAGCCGCAGAAAGCCAACCCGGCUGUGGCCCCUCCCCUGAGCAGCAGCCCGCUCUACAGCCGCGGGCUGGUGUCCCGCAACCGGCCCGAGGAGGAGGACCAGUACUGGCUGAGCAUGGGCCGCACCUUCCACAAGGUGGCGCUCAAGGACAAGAUCAUCACCGUCACCCGCUACCUGCCCAAGUAUCCCUACGAGUCCGCCCAGAUCAACUACACCUACAGCCUGUGCCCCUCCCACUCGGACUCGGAGUUUGUCUCCUGCUGGGUGGAGUUCUCCCACGAGCGCCUGGAGGAGUACAAGUGGAACUACCUGGAUCAGUACAUCUGCUCGGCGGGCUCCGAAGACUUCAGCCUGAUCGAGUCGCUGAAGUUCUGGAGGACGCGCUUCCUGCUGCUCCCGGCCUGCGUCACGGCCACCAAGCGCAUCACGGAGGGCGAGGCGCACUGCGACAUCUACGGCGACAAGCCGCGCUCCGACGAGGAGGAGUGGCAGCUCCUGGACGGCUUCAUCCGCUUCAUGGAGGGCCUGAACCGCAUCCGCAGGCGCCACCGCUCCGACCGCAUGAUCCGCAAGGGGGCGGCCAUGAAGGGCUUGCAGAUGGCCGGCCCGCUGCCCGCCCACUCGCUGGAGCCCGCAGGCCCCCCGGUUGGGAAGAAGGGGACAUCCGCUCUGUCAGCUCUGCUGGAGAUGGAGGCCAGUCAGAAGUGCUUGGGAGAGCAGCAGGCCAGCCUGCAUGCUGGCAAGGGCCCUGCCCAUCCGGCGGAGAACAGCAGCGUGGCGCUGACGCCCACCUACCUGGACAGCCCUCGGAAGGAAGGGGCCUUCUUUACGGAGUCCGUCCGCAGCCCACGUCCGGCCGCCUCCGCCUUCCACCCCCAGGUCUCGGUGGAUCAGGGCCCCGCUCUGGCCUUGGACGGCGUCGGCCCGGGUGUCAGCCUGGGGCAGCCCGCGGACAGAGGCGGCGCGCAGACCGCGGGGGAGCCCGGCUGCCCGCCCGCAAACCCCGGCGAUGGCAGCUCCCAGCAGCUCCCGACCAGCGCGCUGACCACCUCCUCCACGCUGCUGGAGAUCCUGGAGGCCAUGAAGCACCCCUCGACGGGGAUCCAGCUGCUGUCGGAGCAGAAGGGCCUCUCGGCGUCCUGCUUCAUCAGCGCGGAGGUCGUGCACUGGCUGGUGAGCAGCGUGGAGGGCGUCCAGACCCAGGUCAUGGCCAGCGACAUCAUGCAGAAAAUGCUGGAGGAGCAGCUCAUCACGCACGCCUCGGGGGAGGCCCUGCGCACCUUCAUCUACGGCUUCUACUUCUACAGGAUCGUGGGCGACAGGGAGCCCGAGCGAGGGGCCCUGCAGCAGCCCGCCACGUGGCACACGGCGGCCAUGGACGACUUCACGGCCUUCCAGCGCAAGUGGUUCGAGGUGGCCUUCGUGGCCGAGGAGCUGCUGCACUCGGAGAUCCCGGCCUUCCUGCUGCCCUGGCUGCCCAGCCGCCCCGCCUCCUACGCCAGCCGGCACAGCUCCUUCAGCCGCAGCUUUGGCGGGAGGAGCCAGGCCGCGGCGCUCCUGGCGGCCACGGUGCCCGAGCAGAGGACGGUGACCCUGGACGUGGACGUCAACAACCGCACGGACCGGCUGGAGUGGUGCAGCUGCUACUACCACGGCAACUUCUCCCUGAACGCCGCCUUCGAGAUCAAGCUGCACUGGAUGGCCGUGACGGCCGCCGUGCUCUUCGAGAUGGUUCAGGGCUGGCACCGUAAGGCCACUUCCUGCGGCUUCCUGCUGGUUCCGGUUCUGGAAGGCCCCUUCGCCCUGCCCAGUUACCUGUACGGCGACCCGCUGCGGGCCCAGCUCUUCAUCCCACUCAACGUCAGCUGCCUGGUGAAGGAGGGCAGCGAGCACCUGUUCGACAGCUUUGAACCAGAAACCUACUGGGACCGCAUGCACCUCUUCCAGGAAGCCAUCGCUCACAGGUUCGGGUUUGUGCAAGACAAGUAUUCCGCCUCCGCCUUCAACUUUCCUUCGGAGAACAAGCCGCAGUAUAUCCACGUCACGGGGACCGUCUUCCUGCAGCUGCCCUACUCCAAGCGCAAGUUCUCGGGCCAGCAGCGGCGCCGGCGCAACUCGACCAGCUCGAGCGGCCAGAACCUGUUCUGCGAGGAGCGCGUGGGCUACAACUGGGCCUACAACACCAUGCUGACCAAGACGUGGCGCUCCAGCGCCACUGGCGACGAGAAGUUCGCCGACCGGCUGCUCAAGGACUUCACCGACUUCUGCCUCAACCGCGACAACCGCCUGCUGGCCUUCUGGGCCGGCUGCGUGGAGAAGAUGCACGCCAGCGCGCCCUGAGCGGCCGGGGGCGAUGCCGUGGGUGUGGGCACGGGCCGGGCAGCCUCCCCGGAGCCCCGGCCCACUCAGGGAAGCGGGCAUCGGGUGGGGGGCGGGGCGGCGCGGCCCCACUGUGCGCCACCAGGUUCCCCUCCCCCCCAGAGGGUGUAAAAUAAUCCUGUGAAAUAAUGUCAAUACGAGUGUACAUAGCUGUAAAUACGCAGAAGAGAAAUAAAAACCGAACCAGCCUCUG
Antechinus flavipes (yellow-footed antechinus) is the source of this 5192-nucleotide messenger RNA. It is a transcript of the gene DEPDC5, whose product is annotated as DEP domain containing 5, GATOR1 subcomplex subunit. The coding region runs from base 176 to 4960 and encodes 1594 amino acids. The record is from RefSeq and is a predicted model, not a curated record. The transcript has 43 exons. Gene Ontology annotation, molecular function: GTPase activator activity. Gene Ontology annotation, cellular component: lysosomal membrane; GATOR1 complex. Gene Ontology annotation, biological process: positive regulation of autophagy; negative regulation of TORC1 signaling; intracellular signal transduction. NCBI's taxonomy places the organism in Eukaryota, Metazoa, Chordata, Mammalia, Dasyuromorphia, Dasyuridae.